Pteronotus mesoamericanus is the source of this 2900-nucleotide messenger RNA. RefSeq names its product proline rich and Gla domain 4 (gene PRRG4). Gene Ontology annotation, cellular component: extracellular region; plasma membrane. Gene Ontology annotation, molecular function: calcium ion binding. Bases 361 to 1029 code for a protein of 222 amino acids. Lineage: Eukaryota; Metazoa; Chordata; Mammalia; Chiroptera; Mormoopidae. The record is from RefSeq and is a predicted model, not a curated record. The transcript is spliced from 6 exons.
GCUGCAGGUAGGCCGGCCCCUGGGAGGAGGAGCGCCGCCAGGUGCUUCCCCAGGUAGCCGCUGCCUCCUUUUACCACUGAGCGGCUCCGCGGCCUCUUGGGCUCCAGGCAGGAAAUCGGGUCUCGCACGUCCCGGGCUGGCCAGGGCGCCCCUCCGCUAACCCCAGGCGCUUCCUCGGCCAGAGCGCUGCACCUCCCCCAGGCCUUGGGGAGAACGAGGUCCGGAGCGUCACCGAUAUUUGGCCGGGACGCCAAGGAGGAGAUUCUGGCGGCCGCAGGCACUACCCUACUACGAGGCUCGGGCCGGCGAGCUGCGGGAACAUGCGUCCGGAUCUGCAGUUUGUUUGAUCGUUGCUGGACUAUGUUUGCACUUAGGAUUCUACUUAGCCUACUGCCCAUAGCUACCUUCGCGUUUCCUCAUUGCACAAGAAGUCCAGAUGCUGGGGAAGAAGUCUUUACAUCAAAAGAAGAAGCAAACUCUUUCAUACACAGACACCUGCUAUAUAACAGGUUUGAUCUGGAGCUCUUCACUUCUGGCGACGUAGAAAGAGAGUGCUACGAAGAACUUUGUAAUUAUGAGGAAGCCAAGGAGAUUUUUGUGGAUGAAGAUAAAACGAUGGCAUUUUGGCAGGAAUAUUCGAUUAAACGACCAACCACAAAAUCAGGUGGUAACAGCGAGAAAAUUGAUGUUAUAGGCCUUCUGACUGGACUAAUUGCUGCCGGAGUAUUUUUGGUUAUUUUUGGAUUACUUGGUUACUAUCUUUUUAUCACUAAGUGUAGCAGACAACAGCAUCCAGGUUCUUCAGGCACCUACAUAAGAAGGGGCAGGCAGACUCCCUCCAUCAUUUUCAGAUCCGAGGAGGCCGUCUUGUCUCCACCACCACCUUCCAUGGAGGACACAGGAUUACCUUCUUACGAACAGGCAAUGGCACUGACCAGAAAACAUAAUGUUUCGCCGCCACCACCAUACCCUGGACCAGCAAAAGGCUUCAGGGUAUUUAAAAAGUCUAUGUCUUUCCCAUCUCACUAAACCUGCCUUGCCAUCCUGGUGGUGCAGAUUCAUGUUAUUUGAAUUGUUCAUUUUCCUCAAACCAUAAAGACAUGUCAAUUCAGCCCUUUAUGACAAACUGCAAGAAGGAGGAAUAAGCAUGAGUACUACCCCAAAGAAGUUCUGUCAGCAUCUUGGACCUGAACUUGAUCAUGAUCAGCAUGAUAAGAAACUUGGACUCCAUAUCCUUGCAGUUACGAGAGAGCACUUUUUUUGUUCUUUUAAUUGUUUCCAAAAAAUCUGCACUAUGGAUGUCAUAGCUAAAAUGGAUGAAAUAGCUGUAUCCUUUGUGCAAAUAAAGGUUGUAGUUUUUUGUGUUGAAUAUUAAAAAAGUAAGAAUUCCUAAUCAUUAGAUUAUCCCAAGUCAUAAUAUUGGGCCCACUCUUUAUUAGAAUUCCUUGUUGGUUGCAAAUAUUUCACAGAUUUUGACAUUUCAUUAUCAAUUUGUAGUCUUAAUAUAAUGACUUGGUUUUAUAUUUUAAAUUAUUGCAUGGCAUUCAUUAUAUUUUGCAGGUUUUAAAUAACUCUGUUUAAGAGUUUUUAACUCUUGCUAUCAGUCAUGUUUCAUUAUGAGGAGUGGGAUCAGUAAUUUUCUUUAAAAAAAAAAAACACUUGCUAGGGAGUUAGAUCUUCAGAAGAUUGCAAUGGCAAGGAUUUGCAAGAACAGUUAUACUAACAAAUAAAUAAGCCUCAAAUCUAGGAGUGACUAAAACUUGAUAAUGUUACCUGUAUUACUGAUGGGUAGACACACCUAUUUUAUUAUUAAAUUAGCGAUAUAUAACUAUAUCUGCAUAUAAUUAUUUAUCUUGAAAAUUUGUUGCAUUUUCUACAUAGUAGCUUGAGAACCUAGAAAAAGUAAUUUACUCUUCUACUUUUAAAAUAAUAUUGAUUAUAAAGUUACCAGCAAUCCCUUGUAUCUCUUAAUGUCUGGACACAAAACACCACAGAAAACCAUUUUAAUUUAUACUUUGUCUCUUCUUCUAAUCGUGUAUGUGACCAGUCUCUCUUUAAGAAUGCCGUCGAAUAUAAGCUAUAAACAUCUAGAGUGAGAGUGUGCACACAAAUUUAUGUGGGUGGGUAUGUAUAUAUGUGUGAAUGUGUUUGCUCUUUGCAGGAGCUAAAGAAAUACAACUAUAAAAUUUAACAAUGAGAUCCAGGAUCAAGAAAGGAAGGAAGAAGGGGAGGGAGAGAGAGGGAAGAAGAGAAGAGAAAUAUCCUUCUGAGAAAUAGAGCAGAAAAUUCUGUUCUUUGUUUUUACAAGGCAUUGCAUUUUUCUAUUAUUUAAGAUCAUUUGUAAGAUUGUAUUUUAUUUUAUAAUUUUUACAGAGGUGAGACUAAAACCCACAUGCAUUUGAUAAUUCCAAAUUAAAUGUUUCAAAAGUGUAAGUCGUGUUAUGGUAGGUAUGUGUCUCUCCUUUAAGAUAGCAUGAUCUUAAGGCAGAUAAAAGCAAUUUCUUAACCAUUACAUGCUGCCAAUGACAUUGCCCUUUUAGGGCCUUGUGUCUCUUUUUUUGCUUGUCGCAAAGAAAUCAUCUAGAAGACACCUACAUUACCUAUAAAAGUUUUACCAUUAGUCAUACCGUGGCUUUACAUAAGCACUUUUCCUCAUGUAACUUUGCACCUUGCACUUUGCACUUACUUUAAUCCUCUUUAACAGGUCAGAGGCCAACUCUCCUUGGCUCACUUUCUAACAAUCAGACUAAGUCAUAGAAGGAUAACUUGGCCAAAAUCUCACAUGUUGUUGAGAGCUAGGUUUAGAAUGAGCAGGCACACUUUCCUAGGCACAUCUUGUACCUAUAAAAUUAGACUGUGUCAAAUUAUGAGAUCCAGGGAUAUCGUUACUUAAUUCUAAA